CAGAGCGCGCCUCCGCUCCUUCUUUCUCUCAUCCUGAAGAUGGCGGCAGGGACUCUCUUCACAUACCCAGAGAACUGGAGGGCCUUCAAGGCUCAGAUUGCGGCCCAGUACAGCGGGGCUCGUCUGAAGGUGGCGAGCGCCCCCCCUGCCUUCACCUUCGGGCAGACAAACCGCUCCCCUGCCUUCCUCAGCAACUUUCCCUUGGGCAAGGUUCCAGCUUAUCAGGGUGAUGAUGGCUUCUGUCUGUUUGAGAGCAACGCCAUCGCUCACUACCUGAGCAAUGAUGCCCUCCGUGGAAGCACUCCUCAAGCCAGUGCCCAGGUGCUGCAGUGGGUCAACUUUGCUGACUCUGAGAUCAUCCCCCCAGCCAGUGCCUGGGUCUUUCCAACUCUGGGUAUCAUGCAGUUCAACAAACAGGCCACUGAGCAGGCCAAGGAGGAGGUGAAGCGUGUGCUUGCUGUUCUGAACCAGCACUUAAACACCCGCACUUUUUUGGUUGGCGAGCGUGUGAGCCUGGCUGACAUCACUGUGGUCUGCUCUUUGCUUUGGCUCUACAAGCAGGUUCUUGAGCCUGCUUUCCGUCAACCCUACCCCAACGUCAACCGCUGGUUUGUGACCUGCAUCAACCAGCCCCAGUUUAAGGCUGUUCUUGGAGAGGUCAAGCUCUGUGAGAAGAUGGCACAGUUUGAUGCCAAGAAGUUUGCUGAGAACCAGCCCAAGAAAGAGACACCUGCCAAGAAAGAGAAAGCUGCCAAGGAUGCUGGGAAGCAGCAGCAGCAGCAGCCCCAGCAACAGCCGGAGAAAAAGGAAAAGAUAAAGGAGGAGAAGAAAGCUGCCCCUCCUGCUGAAGAGAUGGAUGAGUGUGAAGCAGCUCUGGCUUCUGAACCCAAAAUCAAGGACCCAUUUGCACACCUUCCGAAGAGCGCUUUUGUUAUGGACGACUUCAAGAGAAAGUACUCUAAUGAGGACACACUGACUGUAGCUCUGCCACACUUCUGGGAAAACUUUGACCGUGAGGGCUUUUCUAUCUGGUAUGGCGAGUACCGCUAUCCACAGGAGCUGGCCAUGACCUUCAUGAGCUGCAAUCUUAUCACAGGAAUGUUCCAGCGUCUGGAUAAACUGCGCAAGAAUGCUUUUGCUAGCGUCAUCCUCUUUGGCACCAACAACGACAGUUGCAUCUCUGGCAUCUGGGUAGUCAGAGGCCAGGAUCUAGCUUUCCCUCUGUCCGACGACUGGCAGAUCGACUACGAGUCCUACAGCUGGCGCAAGCUGGAUGUGGACAGCGAGGAGUGCAAGACCAUGGUGAAGGAGUACUUUGCAUGGGAGGGUGAAUUUAAGCAUGUAGGCAAACCUUUCAAUCAAGGCAAGAUCUUCAAGUAAGCUCUGAUGGCACUUACCAAUCAACGUUGAAAUCCAAGGACAUGCAGAAGGGAACCUGGUGUGAAAAAAAGAACUUAAAUGCAUAGUUGGAGAGCUGUGUGCUAAAAAGGUUUUGAGUUGAGAAAUAAAAUGCUUUUCUCAGUU
This is a messenger RNA of Trichomycterus rosablanca, 1524 nucleotides long. It is a transcript of the gene eef1g, whose product is annotated as eukaryotic translation elongation factor 1 gamma. Gene Ontology annotation, biological process: translational elongation. Gene Ontology annotation, cellular component: cytoplasm; nucleus. The record is from RefSeq and is a predicted model, not a curated record. Lineage: Eukaryota; Metazoa; Chordata; Actinopteri; Siluriformes; Trichomycteridae. Gene Ontology annotation, molecular function: translation elongation factor activity. The transcript has 10 exons. The coding region runs from base 40 to 1380 and encodes 446 amino acids.